AUGAGUAAAGUGAGAAAGCAGCGAAAAUGUGUCAACUGUGGCCACACACUGUUUGACGUUAACAGAUACACGGCAGCUGGAGACGUUUCAUGUACUCGAUGUGGUACUGUUCUAGAAGAGAAUCCGAUUGUUUCCGAGGUGCAGUUUGGUGAGUCCUCAUCUGGUUCCGCUAUGGUCCAGGGUGCUAUGGUUGGAGCCGAUCAAGCAAGAGCGACAUUUGCCGGUGGGAGACAAAACGCGAUGGAGAGUAGAGAACAGACCAUUAGUAAUGGUAAAAGAAAGAUAAGGAGACUAGCAGCUGCGUUAAAGAUUGCUGAUUUCAUUGCCGAUGCCGCGGGAGAGUGGUUCAAGUUAGCUUUAACUAUGAACUUUGUCCAGGGAAGAAGAUCAAAUAACGUUUUGGCAACUUGUUUGUAUGUCGCCUGUCGUAAAGAGAGAACUCACCAUAUGCUUAUUGAUUUUAGUUCACGGUUGCAAAUUUCUGUGUACUCGCUAGGUGCUACUUUUCUCAAGAUGGUUAAAGCAUUGCACAUCACGUCUUUGCCUCUAGCUGACCCUUCUUUAUUUAUACAGCACUUUGUCGAGAAGCUAGAUUUCGGAGACAAGACUACAAAAGUUGCCAAGGAUGCAGUCAAGCUAGCGCAUCGAAUGUCUGCCGAUUGGAUCCAUGAAGGUAGACGUCCAGCAGGUAUUGCUGGUGCAUGUGUCUUGUUAGCAGCUAGAAUGAACAAUUUCCGUCGAAGUCACUCGGAAAUCGUUGCCAUUUCACACGUUGGAGAGGAAACGUUGCAAAGAAGAUUAAAUGAAUUCAAAAAGACUAAAGCAGCGCAAUUAUCUGUUGAAAGCUUUAGAAAUGAAACUGAGGUGGAAAGUUCAAACCCGCCUUCCUUUGACAAGAACAGGUUAAAUGAGCAAAAAAUUGCUAGACGACUACAACAAAAACAGCAGCAAACAUUUGAUGAAUUGGAGAGCAUGAGUGCGGAGGAACGGAAAAAAUACUUGAACCAGUUGAGUGCCGAAGAGCAACAAAAACAAGUGAUUUUGAACACAAUAAUGAGCGAUAUUACUAUAGAUAAGAAGUUGAUCAAUGAACAGAUUGACAGAAUAUUACAGUUGAAGAGAAACAAGAUGGAGGGCUCGUUGUACAAGACGCCCCAUGAAUUAUCACAGGACCUGAAAGAUGCAGAUGACAAUGAGAUUUGGAAUAUUAACUGGCCCAAAAAUUUGGUCAAGAACCUUCCUACCACCGAUGAUGUUCUCAAAUUAGUUUCGUCUGAGGUUGAGCUUAAUUCCGAUGAUGACGAUGCAAUUGUUGAAGAGAGCCAAAUGACACCCGAGGAAGUGGCAAUGAAAGAAAGGAUAUGGACAAGUUUGAAUCACGAUUAUAUGAUAGAACAAGAACGAAAGAGGUUGAAGCAAGAAGCGGAUGAGUUAACUGGUAAUACAUCUGCCAGUAAUGGCGGACCUCGACGAAAGAAGCCAAGAAAUUCUAUUCCGCCUGAAUUGCAGAAGGAAAUUGGUGAUAUCGUGUUGGAUGAAGAUGGGACGCCCAGAAGCGCUGCCGAUAGUACCAAAAUGUUUCUCUCAAAGACAUCUGUUUCAAAGAAAAUCAACUACGAGUCUUUGCAAGGCCUAUUUGGUGACAAAUUUUAG
Molecule: messenger RNA, 1653 nt
Organism: Lodderomyces elongisporus
Lineage: Eukaryota; Fungi; Ascomycota; Pichiomycetes; Serinales; Debaryomycetaceae
Gene: BRF1
Product: transcription factor TFIIIB subunit
Exons: 1
Coding region: 1-1653 (550 amino acids)
Biological process (GO): transcription preinitiation complex assembly; DNA-templated transcription initiation; regulation of DNA-templated transcription
Cellular component (GO): transcription factor TFIIIB complex; nucleus; transcription preinitiation complex
Molecular function (GO): TBP-class protein binding; RNA polymerase III general transcription initiation factor activity; RNA polymerase III type 3 promoter sequence-specific DNA binding
Source: RefSeq, a predicted model, not a curated record